Parasteatoda tepidariorum (common house spider) is the source of this 939-nucleotide messenger RNA. Its product is annotated as ras-related protein Rab-28. Lineage: Eukaryota; Metazoa; Arthropoda; Arachnida; Araneae; Theridiidae. Gene Ontology annotation, molecular function: GTP binding; GTPase activity. The record is from RefSeq and is a predicted model, not a curated record.
CUGUUUAUUGUAAAUACAGGUAAAUUUUAGUUUCGUUAUUGCCGAACUUAUGUUUGAAUUAAUAUUAAAUUAAUAAGACGAUAGUAUUUAGCUGUUUAAUAAUGUAAUGAUUAUUGUUUUGGAAUUCUUAAAAGAGCAAAACUUUUUAUUUGCUUUUUAAUCUCCAAAAUUUUUACAUUCUUGUUGUUUUAAUGUGAUCUUGAUUUCUCAAGUCCAAAUUGCUUUAAUUGUCAACGAUAUAUCUUCACUUUUGACGAUGGCUGAUGGCCAAUAUUCUGGCGAAAGACAAUUUAAGUUUCUGCUGAUAGGAAAUGAAGCUGUUGGAAAAACAUGCAUAGCAUUGCAGUUUACGCAAGAAAAAUUUGAAAAAAAUUACAAACCAACUAUUGGAGUUGACUUUUUUAUGAAGCAUGUUAGCCUGCCUGGUGGUUUGAAUAUUACUAUUCAGCUUUGGGACAUUGGAGGAAUGUCUUUGAAAGGAGAAAUGUUGGAUAAAUAUUUGUAUGGUGCCCAUGCAGUACUUUUUGUGUAUGAUAUCACAAAUUGCAACAGUUUUUCGGAUCUUGAAGAUUGGAUGCAAGCAGUGCAUCAAGUUUUCAAAGAAGAGCUUAUAAUGCCACAUUUAGCGUUACUUAGCAAUAAAGGUGAUCUAGAACACAGUAGAACAGUCAAAUUAGAUCGGCAUUUAAAAUUUGCUUUAGAUAAUGCAAUGUCUUCCCACUCUGUCUCAGCUAAAACUGGUGAAUCUAUUGCAUUAUGCUUUCAAAAAAUUGCUGGUGAACUGUUAGGGAUUCGUUUGACUCGUUCUGAGCAAGAAACUGUUCAGCCUGUAGUGAAAGCUGAAAUUGUUCAAACUGCAUCUAUGGUUCCGGAAGUAAAAGCUAGUCCAUGUAAAGCUAAUAAAAACAACAGCACAGUAUGCACAGUUCAGUAAAGAUA